Molecule: messenger RNA, 2029 nt
Organism: Phoenix dactylifera (date palm)
Lineage: Eukaryota; Viridiplantae; Streptophyta; Magnoliopsida; Arecales; Arecaceae
Biological process (GO): glucosylceramide biosynthetic process
Cellular component (GO): membrane
Molecular function (GO): ceramide glucosyltransferase activity
Source: RefSeq, a predicted model, not a curated record
UUGCCCUUACCGCUUCUUUUCCCGUCCAAAGAGCAGAGAUCGGGGCCCGAGCUUUCUUCGCUUCACCCCCUUUUCCGUCUAUCUCUCGCGUACAUGGAGGUGUGAAGGCGUCGGAGGGGUGGCUAGGGCUUAUAAUCUUGGCGAAAUCGGGGGUGAAGGGAGGAGGAAAUGGCGACAUUGGAGGGUCUGGAUGCGUUCUUGGCGGCGGCGAGCGGAGCUUGUUGUAGCCGUCUUGCCAUCUUCAUCCAGAUCCAGGGGUGUGUUAUCUGUUUAACCCUUGCUAUUGGAUGGAGUUUCGCUGCCUUUGUCAGGAGUAGAGAAAUACGGCGCAUGAAGCGCAACAUUGAAGAUGGUAAUAAUUUUGCAUUUGUCUGUGAAGAUAUUAAUGAUCUUGAGCACUCUGCUCAGCUGAACUUGCCUGGGGUGUCAGUUGUCAUGCCUUUGAAGGGCUUUGGACAACAUAAUUUGCAGAAUUGGAGAAGUCAAAUUACUUCUCUUUAUGGAGGACCUCUGGAGUUCCUUUUUGUAGUUGAAAGCACUAAUGAUCCGGCUUACCAUUCUGUAUGUAAGCUAAUCUAUGAGUAUGAGGACAGUGUUGAUGCGAAGAUUAUAGUAGCUGGGUUGUCAACAACCUGCAGUCAGAAAAUUCAUAAUCAGUUAGUUGGUGUUGAAAGGAUGCAUAAAGACAGCAAGUAUGUUUUGUUUCUAGAUGAUGAUGUUAGGCUGCAUCCAGGGUCAAUUGGGGCCCUUACAAGAGAAAUGGAAAAGAAUCAUGAGAUAUUUAUUCAAACUGGAUAUCCUCUUGAUUUGCCUUCUGGAAGCUUAGGGAGUUACUGCAUAUAUGAAUAUCAUAUGCCUUGUUCAAUGGGAUUUGCAACUGGUGGAAAGACUUUCUUUUUGUGGGGAGGCUGCAUGAUGAUGCAUGCUGAAGAUUUUAGAAAGGACUUAUAUGGUGUUGUUAGUGGACUUCGAGAUGGUGGAUACUCAGAUGAUAUGACCCUAGCAGCAAUAGCUGGGCAACAUAAGAGGCUUAUUAGUUCGCCACCAGUAGCUGUCUUUCCCCAUCCUCUUGCAAGCGAUCUUAGCUUUCCAAGAUACUGGAAUUACCUAAGGAAGCAAACCUUUGUUCUGGAGUCCUACGUAUCUAAGGUUAACUGGCUGAUGAACCGUGCACUGUUUUCUUCGCACUGCUAUUUAUCCUGGUCAUUUGUUUUGCCAUACUUUAUGGCAUUGAUACAUCUUGCAGCAGCUUUAAGAGCACCAUUUAGUGAUUCUCUUUCAAAGGAAACAUCUGCCUCAUCUUGUGGUCUUGCACUAGCUGGCUGCUUGUUUAUAUGUACUGUUCUAGAACUUGCUUCAAUGUGGAACUUGACGAAGGUGGAGAUCUAUUUGUGCAACUUGUUAUCUCCAGAGGGGCCAAGCGUCUCACUUGGUUCAUAUAACUGGGGACUUGUAUUUAUUGCUAUGCUGGUAGACAACUUCUUAUACCCCAUCUCUGCAAUGCAUUCACAUUUUACACAGUCUAUAAACUGGUCUGGUAUUCGGUACCACUUGAAAAAUGGAAAAAUUUGCAAGAUUGAAAGGUCCAAGGAAUAUGGUCCGAAUUUGACUGACCUUGGAGGAAAGCAUCUCUAUGGGAAAAGGCUAUGUCCUCCUAAAGCUUCAUUUCUUAGCUCUUUGUCAAGAAGUCUGGCACAGUGGCGCCAACCAAAGAAGUACGAUAGCUAGAAGCCACAAUAUGCAGCAGAAAUCAUGAAGAGGGUCUCCAUUCUUCAUUUCACUUCCAGCAUUACAUUGUAUUUUUCCUUCGUUGUUCAUCCGUAUAAUUUUGCUGAAUUGCAUUCAAACAAUUGAUUCUUACGGCUCGUUUUGGUUCACUGCAUCGCAUUUGUACUGCUCGUCUUCUGUAACAUGACAUACUCACUUAUCCAUGCGAACUGUUGCAUUUCACUCGUACGUGCUCCACUGCAUCCUGAUGUCAAUAAACCCCUAGAAGCAUUGCAUGAACUUUGAACUCACCUCUCCUCUC